Cyprinus carpio (common carp) is the source of this 2093-nucleotide messenger RNA. Its product is annotated as DNA replication factor CDC6-like. Gene Ontology annotation, cellular component: nucleus. Gene Ontology annotation, biological process: DNA replication initiation; mitotic DNA replication checkpoint signaling; cell division. The record is from RefSeq and is a predicted model, not a curated record. Gene Ontology annotation, molecular function: ATP binding; ATP hydrolysis activity; DNA replication origin binding. NCBI's taxonomy places the organism in Eukaryota, Metazoa, Chordata, Actinopteri, Cypriniformes, Cyprinidae.
GGACUGCGCAGCACACAGUUCACUCAGAGAGAUCUGCAGCUUGUGAUAAUUUCAACGAUCAUCAACACAAAUUCAGCUGUAAUCAGAUCUGCUUCCUGGUUUUAAACUAAAAAUGCCCAGCACUCGCUCACAGAAUCAGCCCACCCUUCAGUUCCCCCGAAGAAAGUCCUCCAGAUUGGGUUCUCGACCUAAAAGUUCCUCUGAGAAUGCAGAAUCCACCCCUCUGUCCCCUAGAAAGUCACAUGUGGGAGAUCCGCUCGGCGUCUGUCUGAAAAACACCUCUUUGUCUGAGAGGCUGCCCUUGAGCCCCCGCAAACGUACAGGUGAUGAGAAUGGCUGUAACCUCCAGGCCUCUAUGCUUGGCUCUCCUCCUAAGCAGCGCUGCGCUCCUCUGUGCUCUCCUCGUAAACUCUCCUUCAAUGAGAACACGCCGGUCUUCUCCUCACCCAAAAUUCCCCUCUCUCCUAUUUCACGUCCAUCGCCAAAGCGGCUGCAGGAGACCCCCUGCUCAAACCCGAUCCCCCGUACAGAGGGAAAGCUCCCUGUUACUCGGCUCUUUCCUGUGAAAGAAUCGGGUUAUCAGAGUGUAAAGCAGGCUCUUCACACUGCAGUGCCUGAACGUCUUCUCUCCAGAGAGGCAGAGAGAGCCGCCAUUGUCUCCUUCCUGGAGAACCAUGUGGUGGCGGGAAAACCCUCCAGCCUCUAUAUUUCUGGUGCUCCUGGCACAGGCAAGACUGCCUGUCUGAACUGCGUCCUCCAGGAACAAAAGGCUCUGUUGAAAGGUGUUCAGACUGUGCUCAUCAACUGUAUGAAUCUGCGUAGCUCACAUGCCAUCUUUCCAUUGCUGGGAGAGAGACUGGGGGUUCCAAAGGGCAACAGCGAGGGUCGGCUGGAGAAACUCCUGACCAGCUCUGGGCCCACUGUCCUGUUGGUUCUUGACGAGAUGGACCAGUUGGACAGCAAGUCUCAGGAGGUUCUCUACACGAUCUUUGAGUGGCCUUACCUGCACAACUCUCGCGUUUGCCUCAUUGGUAUUGCUAACGCGUUGGACCUGACGGACCGUAUUCUGCCUAGACUGCAGGCCAAACCACACUGCCGACCCAAGCUGCUCAACUUUCCUCCCUACAGUCGUGAGGAGCUUAAUGCAAUCGUUCAAGACCGGCUCACACAAGUGUCAGGGGAAGGUGUUUUGGACGCAGCGGCAGUUCAGUUCUGUGCUAGAAAAGUUUCAGCUGUGUCAGGAGAUGCCCGCAAAGUGCUCGACAUAUGCAGGAGGGCCGUGGAGAUUGUGGAAGCGACUGACAGGUCUAAAAUGGCAUCCGAACCUGCAGCCAGCCCUAAAGUGUCGCGGGUGAGUGUUCCUCAGGUGGCGCGGGUUUUAUCAGAGGUGUAUGGCGACCGUAUGGCAUCCAGCAGCGGGGACGGUGAGAGCUUUCCUUUGCAGCAGAAGCUUCUGGUCUGCUGUCUGCUUCUCAUCAUCCGUAAUGGCAAGAGCAAAGAGGUCCAGUUGGGCAAGCUGUGUGAAGCGUACAGUAAGCUGUGUAAGCAGAGGCAGGUGGGAGGUGUCGGACAGACCGAGUGUUUGUCUCUGUGCAGUCUGCUGGAGAGCAGAGGAAUCUUCACACUCAAAAAGGCCAAGGAGGCUCGUCUGACUAAAAUCUCCCUGAAGAUUGAAGAGCGAGAUGUAGAGAAUGCUUUGAAGGAUCGAACUCUCCUUGGAAGCAUAUUAGCAGCUGGUCUGCCAUAAAUGACAUCAGAUUUAAAGCCGUUUUUUUUUUUUUUUAUAACUAAUUUUACUCUUUUUCUCAUUUGUCAGUAUUUUAUAAUGCUUUGAUGUGAAAGUCUUGUUUAAAAUGAGAUGUGCUAUGAUUUGAUCCAAAAGGGUUGAUUUCUACAUUAUGUUUGUGUCAAACAUUUGGCCUGCCUUUUAAAUGUAGGGUUCUUUUUCUUUCUUUUUUUAUGUAUUCUUAAAUGGGCAUAAAUUCUUCUUUAAUUCAAAACAGAAGAUGUUGCCUUCUAUUUUAUUUUGUACAUCGGCUUUGUAAUGGUUUUGGGGGGAUGUACAUUUUUAAUAAAGCAGAAUGUGUAACUCG